AUGUCUUUCGGUAGGCAUGCUUACCGGCAUGCUUUGAAGCCACCCGGUUCAUCGGCUUCUGAUCAUCUCUGGAUCAGCGACGACCUGCUGGCAGCGACCUUCCGUCAUUUCGCGAACGGCCAGCGCCGCCAUGGAAGCUGCGUGCCCGGCCCCUUGGAGGCACGGAGGCGUCUGGCAAAGAGGAGGAACACCGCUCUGGCUGGUAUUGGAGGAGCCGAGGAUAUCGCUUGUUUGUUUGGCCGCAAUGGGAGGGAGCACAUGAAGUGGACCGACCAUCCGUGGCAGAGAGCGCAGGUCGAAGCCCAAGAUCUUCGCAGUUACGCAAUCGCCUCACACGAAGUUCCUCUGCCCUUCUACGACCACAACCCUGAACCCAUCGAGUCGCACAUCUCCGAUGAUCCUUCUCCAACCUCCCACGACACAGAGCCGAGAAGCAAGGCUCGGGUCUGGGCAGAAUUCCUUGACAAGAACGAUUGGGGAAUUGAAGAUGCUCGUGAUUUCGCUCGCUACUUGAAUAUCGAUCUUCAACGGGAACCUGAGUACAGCCGGCAAAUAUUUGACAAAUUGCUUGUGCGAUCCGCAACAGACUUGACACAAACCAUCAAAUUUCUGGACGACCCGUUUUUGAAUACUCGAGGAUCCGGAAACUAUCUCGCUGCUGUGGAAUUGUUCUCUCAAAAGAAGACAAAACGAUCCAACCGUACUGCCGUUCUCAAUGCGGUUACUCGCGCGCUGGAGCUGGGCCUUGUUCCCACAGAAGAGCUUUGCUUGAUUGUCAAGGAACUCCCAAACAUCAUUGUCGAGAGAGACAAGACUCUUGGGACAUGGGACCAGAAAGCGUUGCUCAAACACUACCGGGCUCUUUGGAAAGCCAUUGGACGUUGUAAUAUCCUCGGCUAUCGUGAUCUUGACAAGAAAGUUGCGGAUACCUGGCUAGGACAGCUUUUAAGUAUUCGGGGAUUCCGUUUCGCGGAGGAAAUCAUUGUUGCGACCCAUGAUGCAAGCUCUGAUAACUACUGGCCUUCCGCCAUGGUCAUGGCGUGGUUGAAGGUUGUGGAUGGACCCGAUACGACAUUGCAUCUUCCCUCACCCGACCGACUGUUGAGCCAGCUCGAUGCAAACUGUGCAGCCAAGUGCAUUGUCAACGUGACCGAGCUCUUAGCUCUUGCCUCACGGGAAGGCAAGGACCGAAACCAGCAGCUUGAACGAUGGCGUGGAUGUUUGACGAGGCUGUCUAAUAUCGAUGCCAUUGCAAGCUCGCAGACUUGGUUGGAUCUUCCGCUUGCCUACACCGAAAUACCUCAGCAAGGACAGAUUACCUCCCCUCCGCAUCUUUCGAUUCAGGAUCAGAUUAUUUUACGUCUGUGGGCGCUACGAAGUUUAAGUCGAUCUCUGGCACCGAUGUACAACCAAGAUAUCAAAGCUACAGAUCGUCCCAUUUAUUUCUUGUUCGGCCUCUUCGAGACGACUGUGCAGAACACGGAAGGGUCUUUUCUUGCGGACCUCUUGCGUGGAGUUCAAAGUCUAGACGUCCCAUACAACAGUCUUCUGCCGCUGGCAGUCGAUCUCAAGCUGAGAAAGCUGACAACGAAAACCACACGCAAAACUCUUGAGCAGCUGGAAACAUCCAAGACCACUCUGGCAGAAGUCUGGACACAGCCAGCUGAAUACAACGGAACCCGAGUCCUUUUCUAUGGCGCAUUCGAUCGAAUGCUCCGCCGCAUCGAUCUCACCAGCCCUGCCACGAUGGAAGAAUUCCUCCGUCUCGCCAGAGAGGGAGAUUCAAAGAGCGUCUGGUCAGUCCUCAGACUGUUGGAAAAUCACACGCCAUUCAAAGUGUGUCUCCACAAGGCCUGGGUCCCCAUCCCACACCCUGACGAAAUGGCCCUUGUGCGUUAUCACCCUGGCCCAAGGGACAGCCACUGCCCGGACCCUCACGUCGCGGUGAACCUGGUCCACCAACUGGCCGUCGCUUUUUCCUGCAGUCCUCAGUUGCCUCCAUCCCGCUCAUUCCAUCUCAUCCACUGGCUUUACGACUACCUGCGUAAACAUGGCGGCCCCGUUUACCCGUCUCUGGUGCGCUCUAUGUACCAUGCUGGCGUUGUGCGGUACCGUCGUGAGGGACGUCGUGUUUCGGCUACGCGGUACGAGUAUAUUAUGUGGAUCAUGGAGAAGUUUGAAGGGCGUGCGUUUGUGAAGGAGUUUACAGCGGCGCCUCAGAUUGGGAGGUCCUGCCAUGGCGAACCGCGUGAUUAA
Messenger RNA from Penicillium cinerascens, 2256 nucleotides. RefSeq lists its product as uncharacterized. The record is from RefSeq and is a predicted model, not a curated record. The transcript has 2 exons. Bases 1 to 2256 code for a protein of 751 amino acids. Lineage: Eukaryota; Fungi; Ascomycota; Eurotiomycetes; Eurotiales; Aspergillaceae.